AUGGCGCCGACGACCGUGUCCGUCGUCUGCGUCGGCAUGGCUGGCUCUGGAAAGACGACAUUUAUGCAGAGAAUAAACUCCUAUUUGCACUCCAAAAAACAAGUUCCUUACGUAUUGAACCUAGAUCCUGCGGUGCAUUCGGUCCCAUUCGAGAGCAACAUUGACAUUCGAGACUCAAUCAACUACAAAGAAGUGAUGAAGCAGUACAACCUAGGACCGAACGGUGGUAUCUUGACAUCCUUGAACCUGUUCGCCACGAAGGUCGACCAGAUCAUAGGGCUUCUGGAGAAACGCACAUCACCGAACCCCAGCAACCCCUCCGCAAAGCCGAUUAAGCACAUCCUCGUCGACACGCCUGGUCAGAUCGAGGUCUUUGUGUGGAGCGCAUCAGGUAGCAUUUUGCUCGAGACCCUUGCGUCAUCGUUUCCUACUGUGAUCGCGUACAUCAUUGACACACCCCGCACAAGCUCCACGAGCACUUUCAUGAGCAACAUGCUAUACGCCUGCAGUAUUCUCUACAAGACGAAACUGCCAAUGAUCCUUGUCUUUAACAAAACAGAUGUUAAGGAUGCGGGAUUUGCAAAGGAGUGGAUGACAGACUUUGACGCCUUCCAACAGGCUCUACGCGAGGAAGAAGAAAGUGGCGCAUUCGGUGCCGAAGGGGGUGUGGGCGGUUUCGGUGCUGGAAGCGGAUACAUGGGCUCGCUCCUUAACAGUAUGAGUCUGAUGCUGGAGGAGUUCUACAGUCACCUAAGCGUUGUCGGUGUGAGCUCCAUGACGGGAGACGGAAUUGGCGAGUUCUUUGAAGCUGUCGAGGAGAAGCGCCAGGAAUUCGAGCGAGACUAUAAACCCGAGUUAGAGAAGAAGAAGAAGGAACGUGAAGAGGCCAAGGCUGCAAAUCGGGAGUUGGAGCUGGGUAAGCUGAUGAAGGACAUGAGCGUCUCUGGGUCGAGUCGGGGGCGACGUGAAGAUACAGAAGCCGAAACUGUCAGUGAAGCCGAGGAGGAGGCCGAGGCAGAAGCAGCAGGGAAACCUUCAGAAUACGAUCAGGAUGAUAACAGUGAUGACGAUGCAUACGAUACCAGCGCCGGAAGGGAUGAUGAUGCCUUGUCUCAACGGUAUAAGCAGGCCCUGGCCGGUUCCCAUAGUGGCCUAUCCGAUCAGGAUGCCAGUUUUACAAGAUACCUGCGCGCGAGUAAUAUCAAUCGAUAG
This is a messenger RNA of Monascus purpureus, 1212 nucleotides long. Lineage: Eukaryota; Fungi; Ascomycota; Eurotiomycetes; Eurotiales; Aspergillaceae. The record is from the annotation of a GenBank genome assembly.